This is a messenger RNA of Aspergillus wentii DTO 134E9, 1287 nucleotides long. RefSeq lists its product as uncharacterized. NCBI's taxonomy places the organism in Eukaryota, Fungi, Ascomycota, Eurotiomycetes, Eurotiales, Aspergillaceae. The record is from RefSeq and is a predicted model, not a curated record. The transcript has 2 exons. The coding region runs from base 1 to 903 and encodes 300 amino acids.
AUGGCAAACCUCCUCAUAACAGGCGCAACAGGCAAACAAGGCGGCUCCGUAAUCCGCAACCUCAUCGCCAAAAACGCUCCCUUCAACAUCUUCGCCGUCACCCGGAAUGCCAACUCGCCUUCAGCCCAGAAACUCGCGCAGAGUUCACCAAAGAUUAAGCUCGUCGAGGGGAAUCUGGAUGAGCCAGCGACUAUUUUUAAAAAUGUGAAGAAAUUGACAGAGGAUCCGGUUUGGGGGGUUUUUAGUGUGCAGACUGCACUCCCCGCCUCGAACAAUGAGAAACGUCAAGGCAUCGCUCUCAUCGACGAGUCUAUCAAGCAGAAUGUCAAAUUCUUCGUGUACAGCUCCGUCGACCGCCACGGCGACGACUCCAUCAACAACCCAACCAAAAUCCCACACUUUAUCACCAAACACGAGAUAGAAAAGCACCUUCUCGAGACCGUAAAAGGCACAUCCAUGGACUGGACCAUCCUCCGCCCAACCGCCUUCUUCGAGAACUUCACGCCCGAUUUCUUCGGCAAAGUCUUCACGACAGCAUGGCAGAUGACGCUCAAGGGCAAGCCGCUUCAGCUCGUCGCGACCAGCGACAUUGGGUUCUUCGCUGCGGAUGCAUUCCUCCAUCCGGAGGAGAAUAAAGGAAAGGCGAUUUCCCUCGCCGGCGAUGAGAUUACCCUCGAGCAGAUGGCGCGCGUGUACAAGGCCAAGACGGGCAAGAAUCUACCCACUACAUUCCGACUACCGGUUUGGUUGAUGAUGGCGGGCGUGAAGGAGCUUGGGGUGAUGUUCAAGUGGUUCCAUGAUGAAGGGUAUGAUGCGAAUAUUGAGGAGUUGAGGAGGAGGAAUCCGGAGUUGAAGGAUUUUGGGACGUGGUUGGAGAAGGAGAGCCAGUUUGAGACUCGUUGAUGCUUGGCUUGGGUAUUGUUUGAGAUGAUGUGUGCUCUGUGUUGUAUUCUAUGCUUUCCUGUCUAAUGGUAAUUGUUAAUUAUUCUGCCUAAUCGAAUGUAUAACGAGUCUAGAUGCAGGUGCAUGAACGCCUGAUAUCGAGUACGUACUUUUGCGGGCAUGAGGUGUUUCGUGGCGAUGUGGUGGUGAGACAAGGAUCAUUGUACCACCGGUUAUUUAUAGACGGGAUUGUAAGGAUGAAUCAAUGCGAUUCGAUAUAUGCAUGCAUCCCUGUAGCCUGACUGAAUAAUAAUGUCGAGCAUAAGGGAGGAAUUACACAUCAGGCUGAAUAAACUACAGUGCUCUUAUUUAACCUUAAUUAUCAUACUAUUUCUCAGACAGUGU